AUGGCUGAAGCAAAGCCCAGGCCCAGGGACUCCGCCCUUGGAGUCUUCAAGGAGGUUUUCAACUGGUACCCGUCUCACUAUCCGUCGGAAGAGAGAAGGUUAUUGUUCAAACUAGAUUUGUCGAUCUUGGUAUUUGCUUGUCUAUGCUUCUUUGUGAAGUAUCUAGAUCAGACAAAUAUCAGCAAUGCCUAUGUUAGCGGACUCAAAGAGGACUUCUCCCUCCAUGGGAAUGAACUGAACUACUUCAAUGUCUGCUACUUCACAGCCUAUGUUGUGUUCCAAGUUCCCGGCUUACUGUUGAUGUCGCGUCCCAAACUCGCGCGAUGGCUGCUCCCUGGACUGGAAAUAUUGUGGGGGAUCUGCACCUUCGCUCAAAGCCGCGUCACCAGCGUCAACCAGAUCUAUGCCCUUCGAUUCCUAGUUGGCAUGCUAGAAGCGCCAGUUUUUGCUGGGACUCAUUUCAUCCUCGGCUCCUGGUAUUCAGGCCCAGAACUCUUCAAGCGUGCCGGCACCUGGUUUAUCUGUAAUGCACUCGGUACCAUGGUUAGUGGCUAUCUACAGGCAGCUGCCUACACCAAUCUCUCCGGGGUAGGUGGCAUGCCAGGAUGGAGAUGGCUGUUUAUCAUUGACGGCAUCUUCACGAUUCCCGUGGCCUUGCUUGGCUUCUUUAUCUUCCCGGGUGUCCCAGACUCUCCUCGACCUUUCUAUCUGACAGAGAGCGACAUAAACUUGGCCAAGGAGAGACUGGCCAGAGCGAAGAUUCGUCGACCGGGGAAGUUGAGUGCGGAUGUCUUCAAGCGUAGCUUGAAGCGCUGGCAUAUCUGGGUGUUCAUUUUCUCCUACGCAUGCAUGAUCAUUUGCUCUUAUCCCAUGAGUUAUAUGAAUCUGUGGCUCAAGGCUGAAGGUUAUUCGGUUACUCAAAUUAAUCAAUUACCGACGGUCAUGUAUGCGAUUAAUAUUGUUGCCUCGUGGCUGGGAAGUACACUGGCGGCCAUCUACCCCGAAUGGGUAAUUUUCUCGAUUGGUUCAGGAUGCUGUUUCUUCUCUGUGAUUUGUAUGAUUGUCUGGUUUAUUCCCACCGGUCUAAAAUUCGUUGCAUGGUAUCUCUUUGGCUUCGCUGGCUGCUUGAGUCCCAUCUUGUAUUCGACCGUGAAUACGAUCGUUAAAGAUGAUUCUGAAGAGCGAGCAUUGAUUUUGGGAUCUAUGAUGACCUUUGGCUACUCUUUCAACAUCUGGGUCCCGCUUCUACUUUUUCCGACUGCAGGCCCUUAUGGCGCCCCGCGGUGGAAGAAAGGAUGGCCCGUGUCGCUUGUGUUUUUCUUUUUGCUCUGGGCUGGUUUCAUGACAGCCGUUAUCCUCCACCGACGCGAGAAACGAAGGGAAGCUGCCUUGGCUGCCCAGGAAGGUACUGAUGAGGACGUGGAAACCAUUAUUGUUGACCGGGACGCGCAUGCUAAAGGCGUGUCAAAGGACUAG
This is a messenger RNA of Penicillium subrubescens, 1476 nucleotides long. RefSeq lists its product as uncharacterized. Gene Ontology annotation, biological process: transmembrane transport. The coding region runs from base 1 to 1476 and encodes 491 amino acids. The transcript is spliced from 10 exons. Gene Ontology annotation, cellular component: membrane. Lineage: Eukaryota; Fungi; Ascomycota; Eurotiomycetes; Eurotiales; Aspergillaceae. The record is from RefSeq and is a predicted model, not a curated record. Gene Ontology annotation, molecular function: transmembrane transporter activity.